Eublepharis macularius is the source of this 1583-nucleotide messenger RNA. It is a transcript of the gene RHOF, whose product is annotated as ras homolog family member F, filopodia associated. The record is from RefSeq and is a predicted model, not a curated record. Gene Ontology annotation, biological process: cell migration; small GTPase-mediated signal transduction. NCBI's taxonomy places the organism in Eukaryota, Metazoa, Chordata, Lepidosauria, Squamata, Eublepharidae. The coding region runs from base 226 to 924 and encodes 232 amino acids. Gene Ontology annotation, molecular function: GTPase activity; GTP binding. The transcript has 5 exons.
CGACGGGUGAGCCGCAUCGCCGCCUCAGAAAGGCUGGGUCGGCGCCACAGAGAGGCAGCAGGACCGAAGCUGCAGCCGCCAGAGACCAAAAGAACCCGUCUGAGGUGGGGAGGGAAGCCGGCCGCUCUUUCCCGCCAUCCCGCUUCUCCCCUCAGCCUUCUGGAGCUUUUAUCCCCUUUUUUUUCCCGCGCUUUGUCGCUGAGGAGAGGAAAAGGGGCUCUCCUCAUGGCCGUAGCCAACGGGUCAGUCCCGGCCCCCGAGGAGGAAGCCGGCCCGGCAGCAGCUGCUGCUGCUGCUGCGGCGCCUCCAGCCGCCUCGUCUGAGGGGAAGAAGAGGCGGGAAGAACUGAAGGUGGUGGUCGUGGGCGACGGGGGCUGCGGGAAAACGUCUCUCCUCUUGGUCUACGCCAAGGGAGCGUUCCCUGAGGAAUAUGCUCCUUCUGUAUUUGAGAAAUAUACUUGCAGCAUCGCUGUUGGCAAAAAAGAAGUAAUCCUACACUUGUAUGACACUGCAGGGCAGGAGGAUUAUGAUCGGCUACGGCCACUUUCUUACCAGAACACCAGUGUGGUCUUAGUUUGCUAUGAUGUCAUGAAUCCUACUAGCUUUGAUAAUGUGCUAAUUAAGUGGUCUCAUGAGGUGAACCAUUUCUGCCAGGGAAUCCCUAUAGUACUGGUUGGCUGCAAAACAGAUCUCCGAAAAGACAAGGAACAGCUACGGAAACUCCGCUCAUCUCAGCAGGAGCCAAUUACUUACAACCAGGGUGAAGAAGCUCGUCGGCAGAUGAAUGCAGAUGCUUACCUGGAGUGCUCAGCCAAGUACCGUGAAAACAUUGAGGACGUUUUUAGAGAAGCAGCAAACAUUGCACUGAAUGCUAUGAAAAAAAACAAGCGUCAGAAGAAAUCGAGGCCGUGUGCCUUAUUCUGAUGGCAAGCCAGACAACGAAGAGGACAGCAGGAGCUGUUUCCCGUUUUCCUUCAGCGGUUAAGCAAGGAGGCCUUUCUACAUUUUCUAAAUCGACUGUUUUUCUCACUUGGACUUUACCUGGAAAACUGACUUGAUUUCAUACCGCACUUUCUGCUUCCGUCACACCUUCUUGUCUCAAGCCUGAACACAGCUAAGCUGUGAGGACAGUGGACCCUUUUCAGAGGCCAGCAGCACUUUGCUAGUCUUUCAUUUGCACUUCUGGGAGGAGUAGGGACUUACUCAGAACAGUAGAGGAGGUAAGAACUCCAGGAGCAGAGCUUCGCCGUGAUUAAAUACUGAUGUUUUUACAUGAAAAAAAUUAAAAAUAAGAAAAACCUGUCAUUUUUGAAGACUCAAAAUGCUCUCACAAGAAAUAGCAGCCCAUGCUCCAUCAAGAUUUGCGGUAACAAUGCUAAAGACAACACCACUCAGCGAAGUGUAAAGCCUUCCUCCAACUUGUGGCUCUUUCUCCAGUGGAAAAGCCAUUUAUUGGAGGAAGGCUUGAGGCUCUGGGCAGAAGGAGAGAAUGUGUGUCACUGUGUUCUUUAAAGAGACUGCGGCCAUUCAUGUACUGACCUACACAGCCGCCUUCUGCACAGCCAGCCUGUUGAGUCACUCUC